Molecule: messenger RNA, 2319 nt
Organism: Eremomyces bilateralis CBS 781.70
Lineage: Eukaryota; Fungi; Ascomycota; Dothideomycetes; Eremomycetales; Eremomycetaceae
Exons: 4
Coding region: 316-2319 (667 amino acids)
Source: RefSeq, a predicted model, not a curated record
AAGCCAGUCCAUUCCCACCCCCAUGUCCGGCUGGGCUUAGGUGAAGAGUGAAGGACCCCCAUCCCAUCUCCGCCCGGCAAUCGCCAUGGUUGCCUGCGUCGAUGCAUCGACGGGGAGGUUGGUUGACGACCACGCAUCUGCUUCUGGUUGAGCUGCGGCUACUUCGUCGCGUCCACUUUGGUCAUCAUCGGAUAUAAUAUACCGCUUUCAUUGUCGACUCAUUGUGGACCUGUGCGGUUGUUCAUGAAUAGCAGAGACAAGGCUCCGUAGCACACAGGUCUCCUUACCUACUUAUCUAGCGAUUCACGGGAACAUAUGGCGAGGGACGAGACGCUCCAUGAACGUAUCGGGGCCCAGCAUCGUCACUCGAAAAACAAAACUGCCUUAAAUCACCCCUCCCCAUCCAGACAUCUUCCUUCCGCUCAAUCCAAGACCUCCAACCCCGGACCAACCCUCUCGACCGACCUCGACGACCGCGAAGCUCGACUCCGAAGGAUCCAGGACAUCAAAAACCAAUAUCUCAAAACCGGCGAUCUCCCUCCGUUACUGUGCACAGAACUCCGGGGACCCUUCGACAAAGGCUGGGCCAAUCCGUGGGAAAGUCCCCCUCAGCGGCCGGUGUUGGAGGAACCUCAAGAUUCUGUCCCCGAUAUAGAGGUCUUACAGGUCAACUCGGAGAACGCGGCAAACAGUGUCGUGGGGAGGAGAUUCAUCCCGAGUGAAGCGGUGAAUAUGGCGAGGGCAUAUGAUCAGAGCUUGCUAGCCUCACAUGACGGACGGGCUUAUGCUGUGGAUAUUAACACUGAAGACUUGGAUUUCCUCGCUGCAUCUUCCCAGCAGGAAAUUUCCUCUGGGAAAGGAAAUGUCACCCGUCCCCCUAUUGACCUUCGGAGCGUCCUCAACCAUGUCGAUCAAGGCAUCCGUGCCGCGACGAUUCUCUCCCAAGAAGGCCUCCGCGUUGCGUAUCAAGGCGCCCACGACGUCCGUCGCAAGCGCAAAGCGGCCGACAUGCUCGAGGACGGGCUCGCCGAGGCCCGCCACCUAUCCGAGGCGGCGAUCAUGAAGGCCGUGCGGAAUAACUUUCUGCUGAGCGAUUCCGGCGACGUGCAUCUAGCGCGGGGGAUGGACGGGAUGGCUCAACAUAUCAAUGACGCGGGCCUUCCGCCGCGUCGGGGAGGGAAGAAUUCCGCGGGGAUGGGAAGCGGUGGGUUUCAUACUUCGCCGAACUUCGCGUACGCUCCGGGUCGGUCCACGAUGGAGGUGUCCCCGCCACUCUCUGCGCAAUCGAGCGCCCCGAGUGAUUCGUUCAGUCCCAGCAUCGCGAACACCCGUUGGUUCUUCGAGCCGAAUCGCGAGGACAUCGAGUACUUGGACCAAGUGACGAACUCCGCCAUCACCGAUGAUCGGGAUACCGAAGGGAAGACGGUCAAGGAGCAUAUUCUCGAGAUCCACCAGCGAAACCAUGGGGCGGUGCUGACGAUUGAGGAAUAUGAGCGGAAGCAGAUGGAGAGGAGAAGGCGGCAGAAGGGGCUGGAAGGGGAACGAAAGCGAGCCGGAAUGGUCGUGGCGGGGGAACCUGGAAGCGAAACGGAACAGACACAAUUGUUGGAGCGAAGCAUAGAGCAAGCUCUACAGGAGGAGAUUCACGCGCAUGAUGGCGACGCUGGCCAAGCUAUGGAAUUAUCCGACGACGGCAGGAUCUCCUGGUCUCCCGGCGAAUAUCUCCGUGCCCCAGAGCCUCAUCAUCUUGACCAUCCCCGCAACGGCGCAAUCCACCACUCCGCCACCGAGCUCCCAACCCAACCGCGCAACAACCCUCAGUCCAAAAAGCGCGUCCCCACCUCCCAGGGCCUCGACUCGACUCAUUCCCCUUCUCCUCCGCACAAGCACCAACGCGGAAGCCUCUCCCUAACCGACUCCUUCACCACCAUCCUCAACGGCGACCCUCCCUACGUCUUCCAAUCCACAGACCCUCCCCCCCGCAACGACCCCACCAUCACGCCCACCCAAUCCACCUCCCACCCGCUCUUCUCUCCCUCCCCACCCACCACCGCACCUCCACCCGCCACAGCCGGAUGGAACGCCAUCAACGCAUACCCACCUGCGCCUUCGAACUUGGUGGCCACCUCAUGGGCCCCGCCAUCAUCUACCACCCAUCGCAAAUCACCGAUGAAUGGCGUAAUGGUGGGGAAGGCGCACGCGCCGUUCGAGUAUGCGGGGCAGGGGACCCAGGAGGUGGAGGUGGAGCAGGUGGUGGGUGAGGCGAUACAAUACCUGAAUCCGUAUGAGGGGAAUCAGGGGUCGGGGUGGUGGGCUUGA